Messenger RNA from Linum tenue, 1713 nucleotides. Lineage: Eukaryota; Viridiplantae; Streptophyta; Magnoliopsida; Malpighiales; Linaceae. The record is from the annotation of a GenBank genome assembly.
CAGACUGUUAAUACUUGUGGGAAAUUCAAGGGUUGCUUUGCUCCUUUUCUCUGUUCUUUUAUCUAUUUUGUUCUUUUAUAGGACGGCGAUGAAUCCUCCCAGCAAUUUGGUUGAAUUUGCAAAAGAGCUCAUGCCCGCCGGGAUGAAAUUCUGCCCGACCGAUCAAGAGCUGAUAGCCCACUACCUCCACCGCAAGAUCACCGGCGGGCUGACCAGGUUCCAGACGGAGAUUGUGAAGGAGUGCGAUUUGUACGGGGAGGAGGAGCCGUGGCAGAUAUGGGAUAGGUUCAAGGCCGAGACGGUGGUGGAUAUGGAGCAGAACCUCUACUUCUUCACUCGGCUCAAGUCCAAGAGUACGAACGGGAAGAGGAUUCUCCGACGGGUGGGGAAGAACGAAGGGACCUGGCACGGCGAGGAUGCCGGCUCGAAGAUCAAUUGCUGGUCCGAGGCCGAGGGCAAGAAUGUUUACCUCACAGGGUUCAAGAAGCGUUUCAAUUACAGGAACCUCAAGUCGGACCAGAACGGGCAGUGGAUUAUGCACGAGUUCAGUUUGAGCAACACCGAGUAUGUGAUCUGCCGGCUGAAGAAUAACAGGGCUGUUCCCGUUCCCUCCACGCCCUUGCUUCCGCUUCCUCCUGCUCCUCUGCAGCUUGAAGAUGUUCCCGAGAGGUCCAAUUCGCUGGGUGUUAGGAAUUUAGAUGUAAAUAGCUCUGUAGAAACUAAUCAGCCGCCCAAAGAUGAUGGGCGGAAGGAACAGAUUCUUGCGGAAAAGAGUGACCAAGCGACGGGGAGGGAUGGAAGUCAGCAGGCGAAGGAGAGUGAUCGAGAGGUGGAUGUUCAGAAGCAGGAGAAAGCUGCUGCUGCUUGUUCUCUGGCAAAAACCGGUAUGGAGAAUGGACAGGGUUGUGAAAAUCCAAAGAGAAUUGAUGGAGAAACGGAUGAGCAGAAGAAGGGAAAGGCUGCUCCUGCUCAGGCAAAGAAUGAUGGGGAAAAGAGUCCCCAAUGCAAGGGUGGUGAUGACUUUGAUAAGGCCAAGAAGAGUGACCACAGAGAACUAAAUGAGCAGAAGAAAAAGGAGAAAGCUGCUUCUGUUGAAGGGAAUGAGCGGAGUGAUGGCGGAAAGAAAGAGCAGAAGAAGAAGAAGAGGGUGGGUGGUAGACUGUUAAAGAAAGUGGACCAAGUAUCCGAGGCCUCGCCCAAGGCAGGGAAGCGACCAAGAGUAGAGGAAGAAGGUCCAGGGGAAGAUGAAGCCACUUGUUCUAGCAAAGAUAAGAAGGCACGAGGCCAGAUGGACUUGCUAAUGGAGGUUCUGGGGAUAGAAUUUUGAUUCUGGUCUUGGUUCCGUUUCUCCUUCAGCUGUACAAAUAGGACUUGUGCAUUUGAAGACCUUUCGGUUAACUCUACAUAAGAGCAAUUGGCGGGAGUCAAGUGAAAGUGUUUCUUCUGAGAGAAGCCUUUAAGUGUCUUACAGCCAAUCCUAAGCACUUCGACAAUGCCCUCCAGAUUUGCUGCAAGGUCAAUGUUGUCAGCAGCUGCUUCAUCACAGGUAUUACAAAUAUUGUUGUUGACUUGAGGAUGAUUAAGGUACUAGUUAGAUCUAUAUGGUGUAUUCUUCUUCUUUGCCAUGGCGCGGAGAGGGGGAGCUCGAUGAUAGUCUGGUUUCUAUCCAACUUUGUGAUUGCAUGUAAUUGCAGAUAGUAUACAAUGCAUAGU